This is a messenger RNA of Daphnia carinata, 1895 nucleotides long. RefSeq lists its product as uncharacterized. Bases 397 to 1833 code for a protein of 478 amino acids. The transcript is spliced from 3 exons. The record is from RefSeq and is a predicted model, not a curated record. Lineage: Eukaryota; Metazoa; Arthropoda; Branchiopoda; Diplostraca; Daphniidae. Gene Ontology annotation, molecular function: protein dimerization activity.
GGUAAGAAGAGGAGGAGACGUCGGGGGAAGAGACAAUCGGAGCACGUACCACCGUCCAUGUGUGAUGUAUUUGCGGCUGGCAUCAAAGAGAAUCCAGCAGCACCUUAUCGUCUCUCUGUUUUCCAUUUUGACUGGCUUCAUCAGUUGUUUUUUUUUUUCCUUUUCUACUAAAUUAUUGAAAAGGAAAUAAAAAGCCAACAUUUUACACAAAUCAUUUGACCUUUAACUGGUUAUUGUACACGGAUAUUUUUUUAAAAAGUACAUUCCACCACUUUCGUCAGUGAAUUUUUACAACGAUCGUCACCUGUGUGGACCCAAUCCAUCGAAAUUCGAGUUUAUUGCCGGAUUGAUUGGACAAAAGUAAAAAAAAAUACUAAAGAAAGGCCACGUUUGCGGAUGCUGCAGCAAGGCACCCGUAGAGUCAUGGAGACGGCUGAUUUUGGAGGAUUUCAGCCAUCUGUGAUGACUUUGUGUCUGCCCAGUCAGUAUCAUCAUCACAAUCAUCAUCAUCAUUUGAGUGGUCACGGCAGUGCGACAGGAGGAUCCGAUUCAUUCCGUCCGUACGGUGGCAAUCCGUCGUCUUCGGCGACGGCUGCCGUGGCCGCUGCAGCCGACCUCAGCCUCUUCUCACCGAUGAGCGACAGUCUGAAACCGGCUCAUCAUGGCCACUACGGCGGAGGAGGGGCCGGCGGCAGUCAGCCAUCGCACAAGCUGAUGUCAAUCAUUCAAAAGAGUCAAGCCGGAUUGAAUAGCGAAGUGGAAAGAAUCUCUUCAUCUUCGAGUCUGACCAAUGUCGUCGGCUCGAAUUUAAACAAGUUGAGACAGUCGGCAGUUCCCCCAACUUCUUCGUCCGCAACCGCCUUGUCUCCGAGCCGGACAGUUUGUUCCUCUUCCUCAGCUUCAAUUUCGCAUCAUUUCAAUCUGGUUGUUGGCGGCAAAGAAGUCGGCACCGGAGGAAUGCAUUCGUCUCUAUCACCGUGGUUUAUCCAGCAACAGCAACAACAACAGCAACCGAUCGGCAGCAACAAGAAGAGGCGCCAGUUGUCCGAAUCCGCUUCAGGUAGCGACGAUGACCACUACCAUCCGGAUGAUAGCGGUCUGUUACUGGAACACCACAGCCUGUCAGAGGGGGAGACAUCCGGUGGAGGUGGCGGAAGGAUAGGUCCAUCACAUCAUCACCAAACUGUUAUGGGCUUAACCGGUUCUGCUGGACACUUAGGAUCCGCAAUGCCAGUAAGCGGAAACACUGGACUUGUGCCGAACAACUCCGUCGGCGGAUCGUCGAGGAAAAAUCGACAAGGCAAAGCUGUCCGGCUAAGCAUCAACGCCCGCGAACGAAGACGGAUGCACGACUUGAACGAUGCACUGGAUGAAUUGCGAAGCGUCAUCCCGUACGCUCACUCUCCAUCGGUGCGCAAAUUAUCUAAAAUUGCGACGUUGCUGCUGGCCAAAAAUUACAUCAUGAUGCAAGCGAACGCCCUCGACGAACUGAGGAGGGUCGUCACGUACAUGAACCAAACGACGGGACUAUCCAUCCCGGCUUCCGUCGCAUCCAUGAUGACCAAUCCGCCUGGAAGUAACAUGCAAUCGAGUGGCAACCGUAGUCCCGUCGGUCCUACUCCGACGGCGAGCGCUGCGACCAAUGGGCAAACAUCACCACCAUUAUUGCCGUCUGCGGAUUCUGUUUGUUUAAGCGGAAUGCUGGCCGCGGAAUCGAGCAACGGCAGCAGCAGUAACAGCGGCAGUUUCGCUAUCUCCGGGCUACUCAAUAAAUCAUCGCCCGCGCCAUCCGCAUCAGCAGGCAAGGCCAUCACUACCAACAAUGGUCAAUAACCCUUUCACAAACUAUUAAACAUUUAGAAUCUCUUCAACCGACAAAAGAAAACGAGAAAACA